AGACCCCCCCAGUCAAGUGAGUCACACAACAAUUCUAGUCUAAUACUCCACUUAUGUCUGAGGCUCACUGCAUACUGCUCAGUGUGUGAUAGCAUCGUCAUAUAAGAACAAGGGAAGUCAUUAUGACUCUUCAUCUGACAGGGGUUUGGCUGCUGCUCAUCACACAUACAGUGUUGGUGUUCUGUGAUAUGGAAUUCCUGGAGAGAACGCAGGGUGACUCUAUAGAGUUCUUCUGUAUCUCUGAGUUCAAUGCCUCCAAGCCCAUUGGGCUCUACCUGAAACGCAAGUGGCUGCAGCCCAACCAAGAGGUCCUGUUCAUGUUUACUGAACAAAAGCCUUCGUUUUACGGUGACGUCAAAGAGCGCAUCCAUGUCACGGGAGACCCGAGUACUCACCGGGUCAACGUGACCCUCAGCCAGCUGAAGGGAACAGACACAGACCUCUACUACUGUGAGUUUGUCUUCCCCGAUGCCUCCAGCGUCGAUCAAAAGAUUCCAAGCAAUAUGGAGUUCUUUCUGUACGUUGAUAAUGUUGAAGAUGUCCCAGACAACAAGAUGGAUGUAGGCCUGAUAGAGACGUGCGCCGGGGGGUCAGCUGUCCUCCCCUGCCUCGCCCCCUACGGUUCCCCCUCGGCCAUGGAAGGGGUAUGCCUGAAGAGGCGGUGGGGCCGGGCUCCAGUGGAGGUGCUGUUCCACUCAAAGCGCCCCUCUUCCUCUGCCUCGUUCCCCCCAGAAGAGAGGCUUCACCUGGGCACGGGUCUGGGCGGCCUGGCAUACAACCUCACCCUGCUAAAGAUGCAGCCGGAAGAGAGCGCCUUUUACAGCUGUGAGCUGCUGCUCCCCGGCAGGUCCGACAACAGUGCCAGGCUAGGGAGAUACGUGUACUUUGUGUCUGUGCAAGGUGUUAGGUGUAGCUGUACUGGCUACACUCCACUGCUCUAUGCCCUUUCUGCUGCUGUGGGGUUGCUACUCAUGUUCCUUAUGGCCCUGGGAGUGGCUCAUUAUGGUAAGACCCGAGGAGACCGUGUAAAACCGCAGCCCCACCAGGCUUCCAUCUACGAGGAGAUGGUUGGGGUGCGGCCCCCCAACCGGAAUGGAAAAGUGUCUCCCUCUGAGUUCUCAACAGGAAAACCACAAAGAGGCCCGAAGAGUCACCGCUAGUAUCUGAAACUGCGAGGAACAAGGUCUGCCCAAUCUCACCAACACGGUGUUUGACUAUAACUACAACUUACAUAACCUUACAUUUGGACAAACAAACAUCCACCUAACUUAGUUUGUUGUACUGUAAAUGCUGUUGUGGCGUUAUAAACAAUGUUUUGUAUUUGAUGUAAAUGCUGGCAGUGAAAUGUUGUAGCCUUGCUUUACUUUUUGAAAAGGUAUUGUAUUUAAACCAACAAAAAUA
Messenger RNA from Oncorhynchus nerka (sockeye salmon), 1401 nucleotides. RefSeq lists its product as uncharacterized. The transcript has 5 exons. Gene Ontology annotation, biological process: adaptive immune response. The record is from RefSeq and is a predicted model, not a curated record. Lineage: Eukaryota; Metazoa; Chordata; Actinopteri; Salmoniformes; Salmonidae. Gene Ontology annotation, cellular component: membrane. The coding region runs from base 123 to 1160 and encodes 345 amino acids. Gene Ontology annotation, molecular function: signaling receptor activity.